Lates calcarifer (barramundi perch) is the source of this 2138-nucleotide messenger RNA. RefSeq names its product tubulin, beta 6 class V (gene tubb6). The transcript has 6 exons. Gene Ontology annotation, molecular function: GTPase activity; GTP binding; structural constituent of cytoskeleton. The record is from RefSeq and is a predicted model, not a curated record. NCBI's taxonomy places the organism in Eukaryota, Metazoa, Chordata, Actinopteri, Centropomidae. Gene Ontology annotation, biological process: microtubule cytoskeleton organization; mitotic cell cycle. Bases 101 to 1441 code for a protein of 446 amino acids. Gene Ontology annotation, cellular component: microtubule; cytoplasm.
GGAGGGGGGGGGGGGGGGUGAAGCCGGCAGUCGAUCUCUCCCAGUUUAACAGACGCACACAGACCGGCAUCCAGCAGCAGCAGGACUGAACAACAGAAAGAUGAGAGAAAUCGUUCACAUCCAGGCGGGACAGUGUGGGAACCAGAUCGGGACCAAGUUUUGGGAAGUCAUCAGCGACGAGCACGGCAUCGACCCUGCGGGAAAUUAUGUGGGUGACUCAGCUCUCCAGCUGGACAGAGUCAACGUCUACUACAAUGAGGCUUCCUCACAUAAAUACGUCCCCCGGGCAGUGCUGGUUGACCUGGAACCAGGAACCAUGGACAGUGUUCGCUCAGGAGCCUUCGGACAACUCUUCAGACCAGACAACUUCAUCUUUGGUCAGACAGGUGCGGGGAACAACUGGGCCAAAGGCCACUACACGGAGGGGGCGGAGCUCGUGGACUCGGUCCUGGACGUGGUGAGGAAGGAGUGUGAGCACUGCGACUGUCUCCAGGGUUUCCAGCUGACUCACUCUUUGGGUGGUGGCACCGGCUCAGGCAUGGGCACCCUGCUGAUCAGCAAGAUCCGCGAGGAGUACCCGGACCGGAUCAUGAACACCUUCAGUGUCAUGCCCUCACCUAAGGUGUCGGACACCGUCGUGGAGCCCUACAACGCCACCCUGUCGGUCCACCAGCUGGUCGAAAACACAGAUGAGACCUACUGCAUCGACAACGAGGCCCUGUACGACAUCUGUUUCCGCACUCUUAAACUCACGACGCCGACCUACGGCGACCUCAACCACCUGGUGUCUGCCACCAUGAGUGGCGUGACGACCUCGCUCCGUUUCCCUGGACAGCUCAACGCAGAUCUCCGCAAGCUGGCAGUCAACAUGGUGCCGUUCCCCAGGCUCCACUUCUUCAUGCCUGGGUUCGCUCCUCUGACGGCGAGGGGCAGCCAGCAGUACCGAGCCCUCACCGUUCCUGAGCUCACCCAGCAGAUGUUCGAUGCCAGGAACAUGAUGGCGGCCUGCGACCCUCGCCAUGGCCGCUACCUGACCGUGGCCACCGUCUUCCGUGGGCCCAUGUCCAUGAAGGAGGUGGACGAGCAGAUGCUGAACGUCCAGAACAAGAACAGCAGCUACUUCGUGGAGUGGAUCCCCAACAACGUCAAGGUGGCCGUCUGCGACAUCGCUCCUCGGGGCCUCAAGAUGGCCGCCACCUUCAUUGGUAACAGCACAGCCAUCCAGGAGCUGUUCAAGAGGAUCUCCGAGCAGUUCUCGGCCAUGUUCCGCCGAAAGGCCUUCCUGCACUGGUUCACAGGCGAAGGCAUGGACGAGAUGGAGUUCACAGAGGCCGAGAGCAACAUGAACGACCUGGUGUCCGAGUACCAGCAGUACCAGGAGGCCACCGCCAACGACGGCGAGGAGAACUUUGAGGACGAGGAGGACGAGAUCAACGAGUAAGGAGACCGAACACGACCGGUUAAGGUCUGAGAGAACACUGGUAGGACGAUCAUGGGUUGUCAGAAUAAUAACACAGUCAGUCGAUAAACUAGUCAGUUUGAGUUUUGAUUCUUUUGGUAAAGAAAGAAUAUUUAACAUUUGCAACAACUGCAAUAACAACAGCUUCAUAACUUCUACAAGAUACGGUUUUCAUUUACCUUUACCUAAAUGAGGGAAUCUAAUCUAAAUCCUUUCUCUAACUUUAACCAGGUAGCCUUUCUGUCUAAACGUAAUCAAACUUUAACCAUGGACAAAUUAUCUAAUUUAACUGUUUGAGGAUGAGGAUGUUGAUCAGUGCAGUUUUAGGAUUAAAAAGAAUACAACCAAAGCACAGAAUGUUUGGUUACAGUCGUUGAAAUAAAUAUCUAAUUACUGAUUUUAAAGCAACACAGUGUAACUUCUGUUGAGCAGCAGCGCCCUCUGCAGCCAUGAGUGAAGUCUGAGUGACGUAAUGUUGCUUUAAAGAAGAGAAUAUGUGCAGUAAAUGGUCAUUUUAACCAUUUAACAACUGUAUACACGAGAUACAAAAACAACUCUUUUUGUACUGUGUUUGAGUCUGUUUGUUGUUUUCAAACUGUGAUUUUUGUACAUGUGAGCAGGCUGUGAGUGGCUGAAGAGAGGAUGAAAUAAAAGCUUCUUUUAAGGCCUUAAAGCGUUA